Messenger RNA from Saprolegnia parasitica CBS 223.65, 902 nucleotides. RefSeq lists its product as hypothetical. Lineage: Eukaryota; Oomycota; Saprolegniomycetes; Saprolegniales; Saprolegniaceae. The record is from RefSeq and is a predicted model, not a curated record. The transcript is spliced from 4 exons. The coding region runs from base 27 to 902 and encodes 291 amino acids.
GCCAACAACAGCCCAUCCAAAGUGGCAUGGCGGCGUACUACUCGAUCGCGGUCGCUCGCGCCGGCGAGAUUGUGAGCCGCAGCCUCAUCAAGGCCGAUGUGGACACGACGCUUCGGUCUCUCUUUGGCAUGUACGAAGGCGGAAAGCAUGCGAUCGGCUUCAUGGACCUGGCGGUCAAGGCGGGCACACGCACGGCAGUCUUUGAGCAGCACGACGCGACGAUGGACCUUGUGGACCUCGACAUGCCCAUUCGCCUCGUCCGGGAGAUCUGCGGCGACGUGACCAAGUUUCUCUUCCAGGUCGCGCCGACCAUCGUUGCUUCUCCUGCGCUUGUACCACCGCCCGUCGCCACGCCGCCAACGCCCGUCGCCACGCCGCCGAUGCCCGUCGCUGCGUCCAAGCCCAAGCCCGUCGCUGCCACGCGAGGCCGCAAGCCGCGCAAGGCCGUGGUCGUCGACUCCUUUCUGCGCGAGAGCGAUUUGAGUCGUAUUGGUGACACGAUUACCGUGGCGCCUCGCGUCGUUGCCAAGCCAGCGACGAAGCCAACGGUUCGAUACAGCAGGAUCGACCCGCCGCCGCUCUUCCAGGUGCGUCUGCAUCGGCGUUGGCACGUGCCAAGUGUCGCGGACGAUGACAGUGACAUUCCAGUCGUCGGUGCCGCCAAACGCGCGUGCCGUCGCAUGGCGCCGUCCAGCCCGCAGCCUCGCCGGGAGCUCCGCAUUCCGCAAGUACACAAGACGUCCGUGGCCCGAUCCCGGACGAAAGCGAUUGCCGGCGCGUCGCACCGCGUUGCGCCAGUCGGCCUCGACCGAAAUGCAACGACCCACGCGACGGACGAGCGCACCGAGAAGUGCCGAGAAGUGCUGCCGCUGCGCACGUCGACGCGAAACAGUCGAUCGUGA